Molecule: messenger RNA, 5447 nt
Organism: Sarcophilus harrisii (Tasmanian devil)
Lineage: Eukaryota; Metazoa; Chordata; Mammalia; Dasyuromorphia; Dasyuridae
Gene: WAC
Product: WW domain containing adaptor with coiled-coil
Exons: 14
Coding region: 224-2170 (648 amino acids)
Biological process (GO): regulation of autophagy; positive regulation of TORC1 signaling
Cellular component (GO): nucleus
Molecular function (GO): RNA polymerase II complex binding; chromatin binding
Source: RefSeq, a predicted model, not a curated record
GCGAGCGAGCGAGCGAGCGUGCGAGAGCGAGCGUGUGCGCGGUGCCGGGGGAGGGACAUGGCCCGAGAGCGCCGGCGCCAGUAACGGAGCGGCGCUGAGACCCGCUGAGGGGGUGCUGGCCGCCGCCGCCGCCGCUGCCCGUCCGCCCGCCCGCCCGCCCGCCUCCCGCCUCCCGCGGCCCCUCUCCCCCCCUCCCCGACACACACACACAGGCCGGGCAUUGAUGGUAAUGUAUGCGAGGAAACAGCAGAGACUCAGUGAUGGCUGUCACGACCGGAGGGGGGACUCGCAGCCCUACCAGGCUCUUAAAUAUUCAUCAAAGAGUCACCCCAGUAGUGGCGAUCACCGACAUGAGAAGAUGCGAGACACCACAGAUCCUUCACCACCAAAUAAAAUGUUGCGACGAUCUGAUAGUCCUGAAAACAAAUAUAGUGACAGCACAGGUCACAGUAAAGCAAAAAGCGUGCAUACUCACAGAGUUAGAGAGAGGGAUGGUGGGACCAGUUACUCUCCACAAGAAAAUUCACAUAACCACAGUGCUCUUCAUAGUUCAAAUUCACAUUCUUCUAAUCCAAGCAAUAAUCCAAAUCCAAGCAAAACUUCAGACACAUCUUAUGAUUCUGCAGAUGACUGGUCUGAACACAUCAGUUCUUCUGGGAAAAAGUACUACUACAACUGUCGAACAGAAGUUUCACAGUGGGAAAAACCAAAAGAGUGGCUUGAAAGAGAGCAGAGACAAAAAGAAGCAAGUAAAAUGGCAGUUAACAGCUUCCCAAAAGAUAGGGAUUACAGAAGAGAGGUGAUGCAAACCACAGCUACCAGUGGGUUUGCGGGUGGAAUGGAAGACAAGCAUUCCAGUGAUGCCAGUAGUAUGCUCCCACAGAAUAUUUUGUCUCAAACAAGCAGACACAAUGACAGAGACUACAGACUGCCAAGAGCAGAGACUCACAGUAGUUCUACGCCAGUACAGCACCCCAUCAAACCAGUGGUUCAUCCAACUGCUACCCCAAGCACUCUUCCUUCUAGUCCAUUUCCUCUACAAUCUGAUCACCAGCCAAAGAAAUCAUUUGAUGCUAAUGGAGCAUCUACUUUAUCAAAACUGCCUACACCCACAUCUUCCAUCCCUGCACAGAAAACAGAAAGAAAAGAAUCUGCAUCAGGAGAUAAAUCUGUAUCCCAUUCUUGCACAACUCCUUCCACAUCAUCUGCCUCUGGACUAAAUCCCACUUCUGCACCUCCAACAUCUGCUUCAACAGUUCCUGUUUCACCUGUUCCACAGUCACCAAUACCUCCAUUACUUCAGGACCCAAAUCUUCUUCGACAGCUGCUUCCUGCUUUGCAAGCUACCUUGCAACUUAAUAAUUCUAAUGUGGACAUAUCUAAAAUAAAUGAAGUUCUUACAGCAGCUGUGACACAGGCUUCUCUGCAGUCUAUACUCCAUAAGAUUCUUACUGCUGGACCAUCUGCUUUCAAUAUAACUUCUUUGAUUUCUCAAGCUGCACAGCUUUCUACACAAGCUCAGCCAUCUAAUCAGUCUCCCAUGUCUUUAACAUCUGAUGCCUCAUCCCCAAGGUCAUAUGUAUCCCCAAGGAUAAGCACGCCUCAGACUAACACAGUUCCUAUUAAACCUUUGAUAAAUACACCUCCUGUAUCGUCCCAGCCAAAGGUUAGUACUCCAGGUGUUAAGCAAGGACCAGUCUCACAGUCUGCCUCUCAGCAGCCAGUAACUGCUGACAAGCAGCAAGGUCAUGAACCGGCCUCUCCUAGGAGUCUUCAGCGAUCAAGUAGUCAGAGAAGUCCAUCUCCUGGUCCAAAUCAUACUUCUAGUAGUAAUGCAUCUAAUGCAACAGUUGUACCACAGAAUUCAUCUACCCGACCUACAUGUUCAUUAACACCUACCCUAGCAGCACACUUCAAUGAAAAUCUUAUAAAACACGUUCAAGGAUGGCCUGCAGAUCAUGCAGAAAAGCAGGCAUCAAGAUUGCGGGAAGAAGCUCAUAACAUGGGAAGUGUUCAUAUGUCAGAAAUUUGUACUGAAUUAAAAAACUUAAGAUCUUUAGUCCGAGUAUGUGAAAUUCAAGCAACUUUGCGUGAACAAAGGAUACUAUUUUUGAGACAACAAAUUAAAGAACUUGAAAAGCUAAAGAAUCAGAAUUCCUUCAUGGUGUGAAGAUGUGAAUAAUUGCACAUGGUUUUGAGUACAGGAACUGGUUGCCCAAUCUUAACAAUUUUGAGCUGCAUUUCAGUAGACUUUGGACCGUUAAGCUGGGCAAUGGAAAUGACAAGGGGAUGGGGACAUGAAAGUCAAUUCAGGGGAAAGCUACAAGAUUGAUUUGUAAUACCCCUGAAAUGUAGAUUUCUUGUAGAUGUAUUCUUCACGUUGUAAAUAUGUUUUGUAGAGUGAAGCCAUGGGAAGCCAUGUGUAUCAGAGCUUAGACAUCCAAAACUAAUCAAUGCUGAGGUGGCUAAAUACCUAGCCUUUUACAUGUAAACCUGUCUGCAAAAUUAGCUUUUUUUUUUUUUUUUUUUUUUUUUUAAUUUUUGGGGGUUAAUUUAUCAUUCAGAAAUCUUGCAUUUCCGAAAAUUUAGUGCAGGCGCCAGGCGAUCUGUGUCUAAGGCUGCAACAAUUUGGAACAGUUUGGGCAGUGUACAAAAUAUCAUGAAACAACUGUUUCCACACUUGCACCCAAUCAAGAGCAGUGCUUCUCCAUUUCUGUUUUUGCAGAGAAAUGUUUUUCAUUUUCUGUGUUCCAUUUCCCCUCUGAAAUCCUAGAUCUGAUUUUAUCCAUUUUUUUAAUGCUUCUAAUUUUCUCUUUUCUUAAGGCACUGUUGCUAUGGCACUUUUUCUAUAAUCUUUUCAUUCCUGUGUACAGUAGCUUAAAAUUGCAGUGAUUGAGCAUAACCCACUUGUUUGUAUAAAUUAUUGAAAUGUAUUUCCAUUUGCACCCUGUAAGAAUGGACUUCUAGUACUGCUGGGCAUGUGUGCUGAAAGUACAUUGAUUGCUCAAAAUAUAAGGAAAUAGCCCAAUGAACAUGGUUGUGGGAGGGGAAAGAGGAAAAAAACCUAGUCAGAUGUGAAUUGUAUCUGUUGUAAUAAACAUGUUAAAACAAAAAACAAAAAAAAUGGUUACUUUUCAUUUCCUUCGGUCAGCGCAUAUUAGAUUUUGACUACUUGGGGAUUCUUAUCACAACUAUUCUUGUUGAACAUUUGUACUUAAUUGAAAUAAUCCCUCAAGAGAAGUUUUGUUUAAAACUUGUAAACAAAAAAUUCUGUAUAAAAUAUUUAAUGAAAUACGACAUUCAACAAGAAUGAUCGAAACAUCCCCAAGGGUUGUCAUAUGUUAAACCCUGGUUUACCUGUCUUGCUAUUAUGACAUUUCAUUUGGAAGGAUGUUUGUGUUGUAGCUAACUGUUCAAGUCUGGUGCUGACUGCUGUUCUUAGCCAUCACAAAACGCUAAAUUUGUGUAAUUGGAGCAUCCCACUGUUAUCUGGAAAUGGUGGAAAGCUCAGCUUUGUAUAUUGUUUCCUAAAGUAUAUUAAAAAUAAAAAAAGAAACUAUUGCUACUACAAAAUCAACUUGGCUUUUUUUUCCUUUGCUAAAAUCUUCAUUAGUCCUCACAUGGCAUUAGCAUGACACUGCCAGAUAUGUAUAAAUCUCAAUAGUUUUUGUAUGCAGUAAAAUCUUUUUAUUUUAAAAUCUUGACUUGAAAUACUUUUCUCCAUAGAGAGAUUUCUUCUGUUGGGGCAUACACUCAUGUGCUUUCACAACUGCCAGCACCAAGGGCUUAUUUUAAUAUCUUGGACACUAAUGUAAUAUACUUAACAUUAUGGGAUACUGACUUAGAGUACCAGAGUCACUUGUUUCUGAUACAUUUAGGUGUUUCUGUAUCAAGUGUCUCUGAGAGUUUUAAGAUUCAGUCCUUUUUUUUUUUUUUAAUCAAAUUUUAAAAUGUAAGAUACAUUGGAUAUUCACAAAAAUACAACAAAAUCCUAGUGUAAUUAAGAGAAAUUUAAAAUUUGUAUUUAACCUCUAGAGAAUUGUUGGCUAUUUGAGCACAAAGUAAUUUUUAUGGGUUUUCGCCCUUUUAAAAGUAUUCAGAAUGUAACAGAAAAGGUAAAUAUCACACGAAAUGUUCAUACUUUUGAGACUGGUACUGUAUGCUAGACUUGGAAAUAGUUGUUUCAAAUGUAACUUUUAAGAGCUGUAUUAAACUAGACCUGUUACUCCUUACUAUUUCAGCACUGUGCCUUUCCUAGAAAGAAGUAGGUAAUUUAUUUUGUGGUGUUCUAGGCAAAUGUUCACGGAAGUGGAUGAUGAUUUCUCUUGCGAGUUAAGCUAAAUUUGAGUAUAGUUUGAGAAUGUGAAACAUUUUUGGAUCUAUGCCACUUUGUAUAUCCCCAUUAAAAUAUAUGUGUAUAUAUGUAUACAUAUAUUUACAUAUAUAUUUAUGUUCAUGCCUCUAAAUGAAGUAACCAUACCCUAUGGAAGAUUAAUCUAAAAAUGCAUAAGUGGUGUAUUUCUGAGAUUGCCAUUGAAAAAUUAAAAUUUCUAAAUUGGAAUUUUUUUUCAAUUUGAUUUUUCCCAUAAUUUUUAUAUAUAACCUUACUAUAGCUCUAAACUUUUGUUUAAAACAUGGUGUCCAGUUGUUAACCCUUUUUUUUUUUUUUUAAUAAUUACUAGAACUUGAAUGCAUAUUUUUAAACACUGAAAACAAGUGUUCUAGGUGAUACUAGAACCAAGUGAAUUUUGUGAAGAUUUCCUGUUUUAAUUUUUUGAAUACCUUUCCAUGGAAGGUUUCUUGAGAAAUUUCUUCAUUUUUUUUUUUUUUUUAAGUGUUGGAACAUUUUGUUUUUUACAUUACUCCAAUUUUUCAAAGUUUUGAAGCUCAUAGACUAUAUCUGAUUAAUUUUUAGUAAUAAAUUCUGGAGUACAUAGUUUUUAUGAAUGCCCAAGAACUGAAAAGUAUAUAUCAAGCUAUAACUAGAGAUUUAAAAAAAAAAAAAACAUUUUGCUGGAGGGUUAGGGGAGAGGGAGGAAUGGGAAUGAAAUAGGCUGAUUUUUUUUUUUCCUUGAUUUUUAAUGUUUAUAUCCCAGAAAUUUGUGUUGUCGGUGAAAUUCAACUUUUUGACAUUUUUGCCACUAAAGUUUAAAGCUUCUUCCUUGGGAAGGAAAUAAUUUUUAAGAAUUAGAUCAUUUACAGAGAAAAUCAGUUCUUGUUCUACUGAUAAGCCUAACCCUAAUGUUGAAGGAACUGUUUUCUAAGGGGAAGAAGUAAUUCACUCUGCAUACCACAACAAUUGUAGUUUAGGAUUUAAACUAUUGUUUUUAGAUGUGGGGUUUGAAAAUGCUGAUUUAUUUUCAAUUACCUGUAAAUAUGGCUAUAUUCUUGUAUCUGUAAUGGAGUGUAUAAAAUUACACUAAAAAGUAAUAAAUAUGUUUUGACUA